AUGGCUCAUCGUGGGAAAAUGAAGUCCGGGACCAUCACCCCACGUGACAGCCACUUCAGCAUCAAAGUGAGACUACAGGAGACCCGGGAGAGGUUUUCAGUACCCGGGUGCAGUCACCAUAUGAAGAUGGCCGAGCUGAAAGAGAAGCUGGAACUUGUGGCUGGGAUCCCAAUCCACCUCCAGAGGUUGUCCUAUAUAGAUGAAGGAGACAUGCCUGACUCGUCUACCUUUAAAUUCAAUGCGAUUAUUCAUGGAGGAACUGUUUGUCUGAGCAUCUGGUCGCGGGAAGGCUGGAGCGAUCUUGUAAAAGCUGCAGCUGGAGGAAACUUGGCAGAGCUGAAAUGUUUAGGAGUCACUACAGGCUGUUCCUAUAACACAGAAAAUUCCUUGAGGUUUAGUGUGAAGCAGAGGGAUGAGUGGAUAGCGGCAAGAGCCAGUGUGGCCCUUUACAUUGCUGCGCACCGAGGGUACCUGGACAUAAUAAGUUUUCUUUUAAAGAAUGGAGCCGAUGUACUGGCCAAGACCAAGCUUGGAAACAGCCCACUCCAUGUGGCAUCGGCUAUGGGCAAGUGUGACUGUGUAGAUGAACUCUUAGCAAACGGAGCAAAAACUCAAGACGUCAAUGAAAACGGACACACCGCUCUUGGCCUGGCAAAGUUAUGGGGCCAGAAGAAGGUUGAACGCCACCUCUUCCAGUUCCAAUGGCGAGAACGAGCGGCUGCUGUUUCUGUCAACACUCAUCUAGAUCCCUCUGAACUUUUUGCCCAUCAAAAGUUUGACUCUAAGCUAAAAACAUGGAGGAGCGGAUCUUAUGCUAAGCGUUACAUGGCUAACCUUGUCCAGUAUAAAGAGUUUUAAG
Messenger RNA from Nanorana parkeri, 859 nucleotides. RefSeq names its product ankyrin repeat domain 60 (gene ANKRD60). The record is from RefSeq and is a predicted model, not a curated record. Bases 1 to 858 code for a protein of 285 amino acids. The transcript is spliced from 4 exons. Gene Ontology annotation, molecular function: protein binding. Lineage: Eukaryota; Metazoa; Chordata; Amphibia; Anura; Dicroglossidae.